CGCAAAACGCCCCGCCAGAGUGAGAAGUUCUACGUGGAGAUCGUUAAGACCCUCUGUGUGUGUGGAAGUUGAUGAAGAUGCAAGCGUUAGGGGAAAGCAGUGGUGUUGCCGUUGACUGUGAUAGUGAUUGUGCCCAGCUUAUUUUGGUGCAGAAGAAUCUGCGAAACCUGCCCCCCGAAAAUAUAAAGCGACACGCAAGCUACGUGGAGUUAUUGGACUUAAGCUACAACCGCAUCAAAGAUCUGUCCUGGCUCGCUGAGUUCGAGCAAUUGCGACACCUGGUUCUGGACAACAAUCAUUUACAUGAGGCGCAACUUCGAACUCUCACUCAACCGCUCCCACAACUGGAGGUGCUGAUGUUGAACAAGAAUGAGUUUAGCGACCUGCACACAACUAUGCAGCUCAUCCGAAGACUUUUCCCCAACCUGGAGUACCUCAGCCUGCACGGCAAUCCCAUCUGCCCGGACGGCUUAGAAUUGCAGCCAUUUUCGACUUAUUUGCAGUACGACUAUCUGUAUUACAGCAAUUACAUUGCGCAGUCGCUUAAGAAACUGAAAUUUCUGGAUCAUGGGCCGGUGCAGCGUAUCUACAGCUACGAGAGCUUCUCCAGUAAAAAUUAUGGAAAAGGUGGCGCUCGAUUAGUGCACACAACGAGCCUUUGAACUAUAUCUAUACCUCUACAUUUGAUUUCAACUGAAAGGAUUUCAACAUGCUGUAAAUAUGUUUAACCUAAUACAAUUAAAUCACAAUAACAUAACUUAAGAAAGAAAAAUGU
Messenger RNA from Scaptodrosophila lebanonensis, 775 nucleotides. RefSeq names its product leucine-rich melanocyte differentiation-associated protein. The record is from RefSeq and is a predicted model, not a curated record. Gene Ontology annotation, molecular function: protein binding. The transcript is spliced from 4 exons. Lineage: Eukaryota; Metazoa; Arthropoda; Insecta; Diptera; Drosophilidae. Bases 72 to 662 code for a protein of 196 amino acids. Gene Ontology annotation, biological process: melanocyte differentiation.